UUCGUUGGAACAUUGAUAGACCAAUUGCAGUAUCGAUGUCCAACGUCGUUCUUAGCGACCUUUGCACGCUUGCCACAUGAAGAGCGAUUGAUGCGAUGUGAUGGAUAUAUUGAAAGUUCAGAGGAGUAUUUUUUCGAGAGAUCUGCAAAAGUGUUCGAACCAAUAUACGAUUUUCUCGCAACGGGUCAUUUUCACAGGCAUGGCGAUAUAUGUGCAGAGCGACUUUAUCAGGAACUGGAUUACUGGAAAAUCAAUGGAAAUAUGUUCGCCCCAUGUUGUAUGCCAAAUGUGGACGGUUCAGGUGAUGAGGAUGGAGAAGCAACUGGGAGUUUACCAUCGGGCGAAUGCGGUAACAAUGAUCAUUACGAUGAGAUACGUUGUUCAAAUUUGAGGCGCCAAUUAUGGCUGUUGAUGGAGGACCCUAGUUCGAGUACCUCGGCAAAGGGAUUUGCCCUUGUGAGCAUAUCGAUGGUAAUAGUUUCUGUAACCGGUAUGAUUCUCGCUUCCUUACCGGAUAUUCAAGCUGAUUCUGUGAAUAACUCAUCAGCGAUCGAUGAAGAGAACCUCAGUUUAAAGCCUCACUUACUGUUAGACUAUAUUGAAUUGGUGUGUCUGAUUUGGUUCACGAUUGAAUAUUUGGUGAGAUUUGCUGUAUGUACAAAGAAAUGUGAAUUUGCUUGUAAACCGUUGAAUAUAAUCGAUAGCUUGACGAUUAUUCCGUUUUAUUUGGAAAUGAUUCUUCAUGUUGCUGGCCUUGGUGCGGAUACAAUUGGUGAAUUUCGUGGUUUGGCGAUGGUUAUGAGGGGUGUGCGAGUAAUGCGAGUCGCACGAAUAUUCAAACUGGCAAGGUAUUCAAGUGGCUUGAAAUCGUUCGGUAUGACUGUUAAGACAAGGUGA
Anisakis simplex (herring worm) is the source of this 897-nucleotide messenger RNA. NCBI's taxonomy places the organism in Eukaryota, Metazoa, Nematoda, Chromadorea, Rhabditida, Anisakidae. The record is from the annotation of a GenBank genome assembly.